Messenger RNA from Caenorhabditis briggsae, 1023 nucleotides. NCBI's taxonomy places the organism in Eukaryota, Metazoa, Nematoda, Chromadorea, Rhabditida, Rhabditidae. Gene Ontology annotation, molecular function: transmembrane signaling receptor activity. Gene Ontology annotation, cellular component: membrane. The transcript has 4 exons. The record is from RefSeq and is a predicted model, not a curated record. Bases 1 to 1023 code for a protein of 340 amino acids. Gene Ontology annotation, biological process: sensory perception of chemical stimulus.
AUGAUUAUGGCUAAAGAAUUAGAGGUGACUGGUUACUUGGAACACUGUAAACUUGCCCAAGAACUGAACGGAAUUAUUUGGUAUCGUAUUUUGCUUGCCUGGUCUUUUCUGGCAUGCUUUUUUGCCACGUACGCUCAAUCUUCAUUCAUUCUCAAUAAAAUCCUCCGUCUUCGUUUCCAAGGAAACAUGACAUUUUUGCUUUUCGCCUAUUUUACAACGAGCGCAUUGUUCUCAUUGGUAUCCACAGGAGGAUUUGGGUGGCGUAACGCUGCAUCACUGUUCUCCACAAACUGUGAUUUGUUGAUUGAUCGUGAGAUAUUCAUUUGGUACCAUUUGUCUUCUCUUGUCAUGAUGACCAUGCAAAUGUUGAUUCCUCUUGGGUUCUCAAUUGAGCGUAUUGUUGCUUUCAACAAUGCUGGGCAUUAUGAACACCGAAGAACCAAAUUGGGACCACUCAUUUUUCUUUUAUUGACUGUCGUCGAUGGUCUGAUCAUUUAUGGAGUGUUUCACACGGAAAAAUUCACUGGCCCAUUUGUUUCAUUGAUCUUGGUUCCAUCAUCUACUGCUCUCUAUUUCAACAUUUACUACAUCGCUCUACUUCUCAUUCAAAUUUUCAACAUGGUUAUCAUUAUUGUUUUGAUGAGACUGAUGAAACAGAAGCCAAGAAACAAUGUUUUAUCCCUCCGAUACGAGAUCGAAGAAUUCAAAGACGCUUCGGAUUUCAUUUUUCAUAUCAGCUCUUACCACAUUUUCUUUGCUGGCUGCUAUGUUUUCUUCGGACUGUUGGCUAGAUAUUGCGGACCAUUGUUGUUUGAGAAAGUUGUUCACUACACAGCUGCUCGAGCUACUUUUUGCUCAAUUCCCACCUAUAACUUGAUCAUCGUCAUUAUUGGAAUGGGAAAAUUGAAGAAAAUGGAAGAAGGGAAGAAGAAGCGCGUUCUCAAGGAGAUUUCCAUGAGUGCUGUUGGAAAAUCGGGAAUGGCCAACUAUAACAAAAUUUAUCGUCAACUUUGGGAAGUAUAA